Entamoeba dispar SAW760 is the source of this 813-nucleotide messenger RNA. RefSeq lists its product as uncharacterized. Bases 1 to 813 code for a protein of 270 amino acids. The record is from RefSeq and is a predicted model, not a curated record. Lineage: Eukaryota; Evosea; Mastigamoebida; Endamoebidae. The transcript is spliced from 2 exons.
AUGAACUUUAGUGAUGGAAUAGAUGAAGUUAUUGAGACUAUUGAAUCAAGUGAUGGAUGGACAAAUAUUUAUAACAACGAAACAAAUUGUUAUUCAAAGAAUGAAUAUAAAAAUACCAAAUAUUUCAUUAUUCGAAGUAAAAUUAUAAUGAAUAUACGAAGUGAACAAUUAUUUGAAUUAGUUAGUGAUCCAAUGAAUCAAAGCCUUUAUGACCCAAGUGUUAAUUAUUCAAGAAAUGAAGGAAAUAAUGAGUAUUGUAUUGAUCUAUCACUUCCAAUACAAUUUUGUCUUCCAAAAGUAUUUAAACUAACAAAUAUGAUAACAGAUACAAUUCAAAUAAGUAUUCGAUAUUAUUUAUCAAAAGGAAUAUUAAAAAGAACAAUAUUUGCAAUAAAAAAACGGAAAGAAGGAAGUGAAUUUAUUAUUAUUGAAGAAUUUGAAGAGAAAACAAUAGAAGAGAAAACAAUUCCUUUUCUAAAUACCGUUCUAAUGAAAAAACAAAAUGAUAAUAUCAAUGAAUAUUUUAAUAGAAAUAUUGAUUCAAAAAGAGUAUAUGAAAUGGAAAGAAAUUUAUUUAAUACAAUGAUACAAAAAGAGAAAGAAUAUAAAAUUAUUUAUCAUGAAAAUAAAAAAGUUAGAGUUAAAAUUAAUGAUGAAUGUACUCAAUUUUAUGUUCAGGGGGAAGUUAUUUCUAAAAGUAGAAUUAUAGAUAUUAUAACUCAAUUCACACAUCCUGAAAAUUGGGAUUUUAUUUUUCCUAUUACAUUUUGGAAUAACCUCUUUUCAAACAGAACCAAAACAGUGCCAAUAUGA